Gasterosteus aculeatus aculeatus (three-spined stickleback) is the source of this 1560-nucleotide messenger RNA. Lineage: Eukaryota; Metazoa; Chordata; Actinopteri; Perciformes; Gasterosteidae. The record is from RefSeq and is a predicted model, not a curated record.
GUAUGUUGUUAAAUCUGUUUGAUUUCACACUGCACCACAAAAGAGUUGGUGUCAAAAUGGAGUGUUAUUACUGUUAUUGUGAAACCAACUCUAUGGGUCGUCAGUCUCUCAGCUCGGGUGUAAGGAGUGACUACCCUCUGGCAUCGCGCGAACAAUAAUCUCGUGAGAGCAACAAUCUGGCGGGAUUCAAGUAAUUUACCUGCACAACUCAACUGGAACGCAACGAGCAGCACAACGUUUUCGAGGACAGUUUGUUCAAAAUUGAAGAAAACGUGUUGCAUUGUGUCGGAAAUGUUGGCUAAAGUGGAGAUUGGAGGGGUCCUAAAAUACGUGAAAAUUCCAGAGACUGAUGGAUUUUUUCAAUUUGAUAUGUUCCUUCAAGAAGUGAACGACAAGUUUAGUCUGCAGCCAGACAGCUUCAGUGAGGGCCAGUUCACCAUCACAGAUAUGUCAGGAACAGAGGUGGAUGGAGAUAUCUUUGAUGAGCUUGUCAAGUCGGGUGUCCUGACCUUCAAGGUCCCUUUACCAGUAAUGGAUCUGGAUGUUGAGCUGGUUGCAGAUCAAGCAUCCUCCUCUGUAUUGACAUCGCUGUCCCCAACUUCAUCCCAUUCAUCCUUGGUAGUGGCACAGACUGCACUAUCCCCAGCUUUAUCCCAUUCAUCUGAUUCCACCGUUAUUCUGGAGUCCACAAGAAAAAGGAGGAACCCAACAGGGUUAAUGGACCAGAAUGAAGCAAAACAGAUGGUUGAGGGUGUUCUGAGGGCCAAUCCAAAGGGUGAAGAAGUCUUCAAUGAGUAUGACAAGACUAAAACACUAACUGAUGCGACCCGUAAACAAAUGGUGAACAUCCUGGUUGCAGAUAUGGUAGAGCUACAUGGGAGGGUUCCACCGUCAAGUGUAAGGACCAAUUAUGCACUGGGAAUUGUGACUCUUUUUCCAUACCUCCGUGAUCCAUUCUCCAAACUUGGAUAUGAACACUACUAUGAUCCUGAGGGUAAUACCGGCUUCAUUUCAUGGAGGAUCAAGACGGUUCAACGCAACACCUUUGCUGGCUUGCGGGGUCGUUCCAAGACCGUUCUUCAGGAUGGUCCAAAAACCAGGCGAGAAUCUCUGUCAACCUGCCAACAGCUAUUUGGUGAGGAGUGCAGGGAGGCGAUAUCUACAAUAAGACAUUCCAGCGAUGAAUCUGUGGUCAAAGAGAAGAUGAGAGCGACUUUCCAGUAUCGACAGAAGAUGGUUGGGGAUGAUGCAUCAUCUUCAGUCCUGGAUGUGUUCCCUCGUUUUCUUGAUGUACCUGGAUUGAUCGACCAGGAUUUCUCAAUGAUGUUUGGUGACGAAGUGUCUCAGAAGUUCCUGUCCAAGUGGUCAACUUUCUUCAAGCCAAACAUCAUCACAGACUGCAAGACUGCAACGAAUAUGGAUGAGUUGCUGUCAGCAACUGAAUUUGAGUCUGAAGAGAACAAUGGUCAGUAUAAAAAGUUUUGUUUAAAUAUAUAUUUCAGUGUUAUACUAAAUAAAUACAUUUUUUAUGCCUUUAGCAGAAGCAAAAGGACAGAUUAA